ACUGUAUUGGUGUCACUGGAGAUGUCAGUGACACCAAUGAUAAGUGCAAAAAAAAGCACUGAUACUGUACUAAUGGCACUAGCGAGGAAGGGGUUAACAUUUGGAGGCAAUCAAAGGAUUAACUGUAUGAUAGGAGUGUUUUAUUAGGGGGCAGGGGUCUGUGCUUCACUGUAAGCACACUGAUCGGGAUGGCUGUGCUCAGCAUUCCCGAUCAGUGUGCCCAAACUGACAGGGAGGAGGGCUGCAUUGUAAACAAUGCAGCUCUCCUCCCUGUCAGUGUUUGCCGGUAAUCA
Molecule: messenger RNA, 293 nt
Organism: Staurois parvus
Lineage: Eukaryota; Metazoa; Chordata; Amphibia; Anura; Ranidae
Source: the annotation of a GenBank genome assembly